Messenger RNA from Anopheles coustani, 968 nucleotides. RefSeq lists its product as uncharacterized. The coding region runs from base 115 to 705 and encodes 196 amino acids. The record is from RefSeq and is a predicted model, not a curated record. The transcript is spliced from 2 exons. NCBI's taxonomy places the organism in Eukaryota, Metazoa, Arthropoda, Insecta, Diptera, Culicidae.
GUUUUGACAGAUCAGGCGUUCAGUUGCGCUCCAGAGAGCGACCGUAGUAGUUGUGAAAGUAGUGUGUUGUUGUUAAAAAGAACGUGUAAUCGAAAGCUGCAUCGCAGUUCGACGAUGACGCAAAUAUUUGCUCAACUUCCCGCUGGCCAGCCGGGUACGCUGACGGCGGACAAGCCGCACCAGCCCGUCAACGAUGAGCACCUGGUGGACGUUCCGGUGAUUGGCAGUGCACCGGCGACUGGUGGCGGUUUACGUGCCGCCUGCGCCGGAUUGCUUACGGGCAACAGGGCGGAAAUGCGGAACCGUCUUCGAGUGCUCCAGCUGCUGCUCACCAUUGGAGCGCUGGCCACGAUCCGGCCGCAGUACAACGAGCGGUGGCAGUGGGCAACCCUGGUGGUGUUGGUGCACACGUUCGUCUUUUCGUUCGUGCUGCUGUGGGACAAGCGUUGCGCCGGCACCAUCGUCCGCAAACUGCUGCCACUGUACGACUGGCGUGCCCUGGACCUCCGCUACACGUCCACCGUCUCAGUGGUGCUGUACGUCCUCUUCUACGGACUGGUGUCUGCGGACAAGGGCUACUAUGGCACAGUCACCUGCAACUGGAUAUCGGCCAUUCUUUCCCUGCUGACCGCCCUGGCCUACGGUUGCGAGAGCUGGCUGCAAUUGCGCAACGACUACGACGGGCGUCCAUCAGCCAACAAUUAACCCAAUGUUAACAAAAUAGAACUCUCGCUCACUAGCGCCAUCUAGGGGCCAAGGACGUGUGUACCCCUUGCAUGCAGCAUAUUGCAAGCAACCGAGGUGUUUGCCUUAGCUCAACGCCACCUGUCUCGGGAAGUUGAUGCCUUUUACAUUACCCCUACCGUAGUGAGUGUUUGUUUGAAUUAGAAAGGUGACGGUUUAUUUCGCUAACCAAAUAUUGGAUUACUAAUAAAUGAUGCAAACUAAUCACGUUAUUCCAGCAUUGG